AAAAGGAGCGUUUUUUUUAUUUUCUUGGACGUUGUCUUCUCGACGCUCUCGACCGCGAGGGAUCGAAAUCGCCGGCCGGAGCUCCGCCCUGAAACCCUAACCCUAAACCUAGCUCUAGACGGAGAGCUUUGGUGCGGUGGUGGACGCCGGUGAAAAGGCCUUGGUUUUCUGGACAGAGGGAGAUGAAGGGCCUCUUCAAGUCCAAGCCGCGCACGCCUGCUGAGCUUGUGCGCCAGGCCAGAGAGCUUCUUGUGUAUAUGGACCUUAAUGGCACUUCCCGUGAGGGCAAGCGUGAGGAGAAGAUAGCAGAAUUGAAUAAAACUAUCCGGGAGUUGAAAUCAAUCCUAUAUGGAAACAGUGAAUCUGAGCCAGUUUCAGAAGCUUGUGUACAAUUGACUCAGGAAUUCUUCCGGGAGAACACUUUGCGCCUAUUAAUUGUUUGUCUUCCUAAACUAAACUUAGAGGCUCGUAAGGAUGCCACUCAAGUUGUUGCAAAUUUGCAAAGGCAACAAGUUCAUUCACGGUUGAUUGCUUCGGAUUACCUGGAAGCAAAUAAAGAUCUUAUGGAUAUUUUAGUUGCCGGGUAUGAUAACAUGGACAUUGCUUUACAUUAUGGUGCUAUGUUAAGGGAGUGCAUUCGUCAUCAAAGUAUAGCAAGAUAUGUCUUGGAGUCGGAACACAUAAAGAAGUUCUUUGAUUAUAUACAGCUCCCCAAUUUUGACAUAGCAUCAGAUGCCUCUGCAACUUUCAAGGAGCUCCUAACAAGGCAUAAAUCAACGGUGGCAGAAUUUCUUUCUAAAAAUUAUGAUUGGUUUUUUGCUGAAUUCAACUCAAAGCUUUUAUCUUCUCCCAAUUAUAUAACUAGAAGGCAAGCUAUCAAGCUUUUGGGAGAUAUCUUGCUGGAUCGGUCAAAUUCUGGGGUUAUGACACGAUACGUUAGCUCCAAAGAUAACUUGAUGAUUCUAAUGAAUCUGCUCAGAGAAUCAAGUAAGAAUAUCCAAAUAGAGGCAUUUCAUGUGUUCAAGUUAUUUGCUGCAAAUCAGAACAAGCCACCCGAGAUUGUGAGCAUAUUAGUCACAAACAGGAGCAAACUACUUCGGUUCUUCAGUAGCUUCAAGUUGGAUAAAGAGGAUGAACAGUUUGAAGCAGACAAAGCCCAAGUUGUCAAGGAGAUCGCCGCACUAUAAUACGGAGAUUUCUCGGGAGACUAGUCUGUCCGAUAUCUAUCGCUACUUAUAUUAUUGUUGUUUACGUGUACGAAAUUUGUAAAUUAUGAGGAUGCUGUGGCACGCACCUUUUAUCUUUGAUCACUACCGUUGCGGAAUGUGCUGAAAAUGUGUCUGUCGUAACGCAUCCAAGAAUUUGAAGAUGUGGAGGCUUUGCUUGGUUUAUAUUUAUUUGAUUCUGGUCUCUUCACUUCAGCAUGUGUAAAUGCUUGUUCAUUAGACAGAAAAAGUUUAUAUAUGUUCUGUUUAAAAAUAAAGGACUUGUCUGUGUGGAAAUUGUAUGGUGAGAUUACAUUUGA
Messenger RNA from Dioscorea cayenensis subsp. rotundata (Guinea yam), 1525 nucleotides. RefSeq names its product putative MO25-like protein At5g47540. Gene Ontology annotation, molecular function: protein serine/threonine kinase activator activity. Bases 183 to 1187 code for a protein of 334 amino acids. The record is from RefSeq and is a predicted model, not a curated record. Lineage: Eukaryota; Viridiplantae; Streptophyta; Magnoliopsida; Dioscoreales; Dioscoreaceae. Gene Ontology annotation, biological process: intracellular signal transduction. The transcript is spliced from 11 exons.